Molecule: messenger RNA, 1077 nt
Organism: Penicillium angulare
Lineage: Eukaryota; Fungi; Ascomycota; Eurotiomycetes; Eurotiales; Aspergillaceae
Exons: 2
Coding region: 1-1077 (358 amino acids)
Source: RefSeq, a predicted model, not a curated record
AUGCGUCUCGGUCCUCUCCUCACCUCAACGGUGACUGUCUUCUCUUCCAUUGCCCAUGCCCUUCCAUCAAAGAACACAACCAUCAACGUUCUCUAUCGCCAUGACCGAAAUGAUGAAAAGCACGGCAUAGCCGCAUUCAACGGCGCAAAGCAGCUUAUCGGUCACACCUGUGACUACACCUUAGACCAUGGAAACUUUGCUGCCGAACAUAUCCAGUUCAAAGUUGACGAGAAAGCUUCCGGAGAAAUCACCAUUGGAGGCAAAACCUACCCAAUCCAUUCUAAGGCUGAGCACUCCGGUGGCCCAACAUGUAACCGCAUCUACAGUGAUGAUGAGGUUGAGCUGGAUUGCACUGUUACCAUGGAUGCAAAGUUUGUGGGAAGACCUAUCUCAAUUAAUGAGACUCAGGCCUGUUUUGGGGGUGAUCUUACUGCAUUUGAUUUGGCAAAGGGUGUUAAGAUUCUUGAUACUUCCAAAGCUGGACCAGUGGACCGUAGCUCCGCUGUUCCGGUCACUAAGAGUGAUCUUAAUGAACUUGAGAAUGUUGAUAAGCGCUCGUCAUGUUCUUCCAGUGAGACCACUGUCGCUAUAAAGAGCGUAAUUCAACAGCAAUACUUUGCUGAACAGUACAGUAAAAACAUCGACUGCGGCACAUCUUCAUCCUGCUCCGCCUCCGUAACAGACAGCACCGCAUACACCUUCUCCUUCACAUCGACCUUCACACUAUACAAAUGGAUUAAUGCCGGAUUCAGCGUUGACAAAUCAUACACUGAAGGCAACUCCUACACCUGUGGCGGAACGAAAGACGAAACAGUAUGUGUAUGGUACAAUGCCGCACACACAAAAUACCAGGCCCAAAACCAGAUAUCAUUGUACUGCGACGAUGGUACUGGUGGAUCUAAUGUCAUCGAAGACCCAUCGGUACUUGUCUCGCCGAACAGCAACGGAAAGGGCUCGAAGUAUUACUGUGUUAUUGGAACUUGUCGGGAUAAGGGAGAGGGAUACUGGAAUACUGUCGGAAGAUAUGGGGGUCCGAAUGGAGUGAAUGAUCUCGGUGAUGCGGGUGUUGCUCCUUGA